AUGCCACUCAUGAAAUACAUAUUGUUGACGUUGCUAAUCGCUGCCUUUGUUACAAAUGCCGUGUUGAUUAACGUAACCGUAGACGAUGCAGGCACCGACCGGCUCACAGGACUUGGAUUCUCUUACUCGCCACUAUCCGACUGGAAUUUUGGACCAAACUGCACCGAAUGCGUGGCACAGCUCAACCGGUCACAGCUUCAUAUGGGCAGCUGGCAUGAUGCCACGUACGACGGGUCCAACGGGCCACGAACAGAACUCCAGAGCGCAACUCUUGGUUUUAAUGGUUCAGCGAUAUACGUGUACGGAGUGAUAGUGACAUCGCCAUUGAUACCAUUUGGAGAUACAAGCUCGACCCACCUCGGAUUCUUCAUCGAUGACCAGCUCGUGGGAACAUUCAACAACACGCCGGCUGGAAAUGGAUCGAACCCUGCGGCAUUCAAGUAUAAUGUUACUCUGUAUUCGAAUCGUUCACUUCCACACGGUCCGCAUACCUUUGUGUUACAGAAUGGUCUUGACGGCGGGCCUGCGUCGAUUGUCCUUUUUGACUAUCUUGUAUAUUCAACUGAACAAGAGGACGCUACGGUGACUACGUCGGCGGCGGCGGCAUCUCUAUCAAUGACAUCCCCUACUAUCCCUCCUCCGACUUCAACGGAACGUCCAGCAUCAAGUUCGAGCGCACUAGUCAAGGUCUUACCAGCUACGCUCGGCGCGAUUGCUCUCAUAAUACUCCUCGUGCUAGCUCUGUUGUGGCGGCGCCGUCGUCGCCGUCGCAACUGGUUCCGCGCUUCUCGUACUCCUGAGGUCGACCUGCUUUCACAGCCUCUAUCAGCAGCCAAUCUGCGCGCACACGACAGCCGCGGUUCUGUCGUUGUAGGUGCGCGUUCUCGCAGCGGGACGACAUCUUCGCCUGAGACGCAUUCACCUCUGCUGCACUUGGCGCGGCCUGGUAAUCCCUCGUCGACCUCUUUCAUAACCUCCUCGUUCUUGCCUAAUGCCUCCUCGGGCGGAUAUCUACCAGACAAGCUGCGCAUGCAAGCAUUCCCUUCCAACCAAUCGUCACAUCUCACCCGUAACCCUUCGCUUACCGCGCAUUCGGAUAUUGCACAGACAGAGUAUGCCGAAUCGCUGCCACCGCCGUAUUCUAGAGGGGUCGAUGAGAAUAUAUAAAUGCGCUGAAAAUUAUCAUGUGUUGUUUGAAGGAUGUACUUGGUACUUUGCACUCAGCUUCGAUUUUUAUUUAUACGCCCGAUGUACAGUUCUGUAGAAGCGAUGCCCCAAUCUUUUCCGGGUAUAAUAUAUCAUGUAGACGUAUACACAUAGAAAUCAAACU
Messenger RNA from Phanerochaete carnosa HHB-10118-sp, 1330 nucleotides. RefSeq lists its product as uncharacterized. The record is from RefSeq and is a predicted model, not a curated record. NCBI's taxonomy places the organism in Eukaryota, Fungi, Basidiomycota, Agaricomycetes, Polyporales, Phanerochaetaceae. The transcript is spliced from 3 exons. The coding region runs from base 1 to 1167 and encodes 388 amino acids.